Messenger RNA from Rattus norvegicus (Norway rat), 5678 nucleotides. Lineage: Eukaryota; Metazoa; Chordata; Mammalia; Rodentia; Muridae. The record is from RefSeq and is a predicted model, not a curated record.
UGCUGAAAUGUUAGCGGGCUGGCAGAAGUGGGAGCACAUGUCCAAUCUCCAUGAGCCCCUCCUUUCUGUCCCUCAACAUGAGCUCCCCUGGGGCAGUGAGCUAGUGGGCAGAUGCAGGGAUGCAGCAACAAACAGUCUAGUUGAAGACCCCUUGCCUGCCUAGGGUCCGAGAACAAAAGCCCCUUUCCUGCCUAGUGCCCACUCUUGGACUGACAGACAACAGGAAGGCAGGCCCACCAGUGACCCAGGCAGAGGACAUGGCAUGCAGGUACCUGUAGCCCCCAGAGCAGUGCAGACAGAGUUCCUUUCCCUUCCUCCAUGUUCAGUGUCGACUUGUGGGGGUCAGGCUACUCACUGUCUUCAUAGCCAUAGUGGGGUAGGACUGGGAGUCCCAUACUACAGAGCAAGAGAUUGAGAAGGUCUGCUCAAGGGCUCUCCGCUGACACUGCAAGCAGCAGGCACAGUGUGCCUCACAACCUCCACCUUCCAGCCCUGCCAGCCACAUGGGUCAAGGGGUUAAAAGAGCCUCGAGUCCCAGAAGCAGGCCAUGGAACAUGCUGAAAAUUUGCCUAUUUGAAGGUGCGCAUAGGCCUGUGCUUUCUGGGGACGCUCAUCGGCCAGGCUGUGAGCUCCACGUGGCCUUGCCUCCCCCAUCCCUCUGGGCUCUUUGCAGCUUCCCCAGGUGGUAGUUUGGGUUUUCACUCCAGCCUCAGACUUCCUUCCCCAGCCCCUACCCCCGGAUGUGGUGACAGCCAGUACUGUACCAACCUCAGCUGCCCCCAGCAGCACUGAACCAGUAAGGGGGGCCCUUGUGGACAAGUUGCUGCUCUCUAGAGCACCAGCUUCCUGGAUGUAGAAACCAAUUGGUAGCCACUGCCUGACUAUUGGAGUAGAAGUCAGAACUGCUCUGAUGGAGCUCGGGUUGACUGCAGAGGCCUGGCUCAGGCUCUCAGUUGAUGUUAGCUUUUUAGAUUUCCUGUUAUUGCACUACUAUUUAUUUCAGAGAAGGGUGGAGGUCAGGACAACCCACAGUAGCCGAGCUGGUUCUUUGAUUAUGUGAGUCUACAGGAUUGAUCUCAGGCCAGUGAGCUUGGCUUCAAGAGUCUUUACCCACUGAGCCAUUUCACCAUACAAUGAUUUAGUUAACAUCCACCCAGAAGCCCCUGAGUGAUUUCGGGGCCUUCCCUUUUCUCUGCAAAAUUUAAGACAGUCAUGUCAACCCAGUUUUAGUAGUGUCCAGGUACUACCUGUAUUCCGUUUCUGGAAUAAAGCCUCAUGACAGAAAAACUAAGGCUCACAGUGGAGAAGUCCAUAUCUCAAGUCACACAGCCAGAAAGAUGUAGGCACUUGGUCUCACGGGAAGUCUAUCAAGUGGCAUGCCACCUUGAUUGGGGAGCGGGGCAGGCUUUGUACCCUCAAUUCACUGCAAACAGACCCGAGACUAAGCUCUCCUGUGCAUCGUGAGUCCUCAACUUCCCACCUGUGUACUGGGCUUGUAGUUGAGAGCUGGGGACGUUGUGUGUGUGUGUGUGUGUGUGUGUGUGUGUGUGUGUGUGUGUGUGUGUGUGUGUGUGUGUGUGUGUGUGUGUGUGUGUGUGUGUGUGUGUGUGUGUGUGUGUGUGUGUGUGUGUGUGUGUUGGGGGUGGGGGGUUGAUAGGAGCAAAAACUAAAGCUACUGGACUUGACACCGAUUUCCGACCCUUUCCGUGCGGUGGGCGCCGGAUGCGUGCCAGCCUGACAGCUCAGUCUCCUUCAACGACCAAGCGCCGGCCCCUCCUCAUGCCGCGGUGGAUUGCGGCGAAAAGUCAACUUUCCAGGCUGGACUGUGCAGAGGAAGCGCUGACCCUUCCGCCCUCCUACCCUCAGCCACCAAAUUCCCCCCAACUCCCUAAUUCAGGGUCCCGCCUUCCCCUUCCGUCCCAGUAAGGCCCGCCCUGUAACGUCACGGUGCCCUGCGUUGAUUGGCUAGCUGCGCCAUCGCUCCUGAGACUUCCUUCUGGGCCGCCGCCGCCGACUUAAACUUUGAAGGGGGAAAAAAAUAGAGCCACCCGCGCUGUGCGACCCUCCCUUGCCCCCGACCCGCCCCGCCUUCGGUAACGCUCCCUCCUCCGACGCCCCCGAUCCAACUUUUCUCCAACUUUCGCGACUUGUGAAAGUCUCUUCUUUUCAGCCCUGGCCCUGGAAACCCCUCUCCUCAUCCCUGAGCCAGUCGGGUCCCUAUGAUGCACUAGACUCCUGUUUUCUACCCCCAAGGCAGAGCAUCCUCAGGCCUGCUCUGAGUUUGGUCCUGUCGUCAAACCCACUGGAUCCUGGGAUUCCCCCUGCUUCGUUCUCAGCCUUCUUUCUCCAGGGGCCUUGGAUCACAGUGUCUUUUGAUUCCAGGGACCCUGCCUUACCGGACUUUCUUUUCUGGUUUCUUGCAACCUUCCAAUCUCUGGGUACCCUCUCCACAAGCCACUGUUUUUUCUUUCUGAGCUCUGCUCUCUUGACUCCCGGCUUGUGACCCACUAGAUUCCUUUUCUCUCAUUGCCCAGGAUCCCGCCAUCCUCGAGUCUCUCAACCUGACAGAUUUCUCUCUCAAAUGCCUGGGUUCUUACCACCACCGCGCGAGAGCUCUCGGAUCUAGGUCCCAGGUUCCUCGGUGAGCUCUGGGCGGCAGGUCGGGGUCUGGCCCCAAUGGCCGCCGCCCCCUCCCAUCCCGCCGGACUCCCCUGCUCUCCGGGGCCCGGGUCUCCUCCGCCCCCCGGUGGCUCGGAUCUCCAGUCUCUGCCACCUCUGCUGCCUCAGAUCCCUGCUCCGGGAUCGGGGGUCUCCUUCCACAUCCAGAUCGGAUUAACACGAGAGUUUGUGCUGUUGCCGGCAGCUUCGGAGUUGGCUCAUGUGAAGCAACUAGCCUGUUCUAUCGUGGACCAGAAGUUCCCAGAGUGUGGCUUCUACGGCCUGUACGACAAGAUCCUGCUCUUCAAACAUGACCCAACAUCAGCCAACCUCCUGCAGCUGGUGCGAUCAGCUGCAGAUAUCCAGGAGGGCGACUUGGUGGAGGUGGUUCUGUCGGCCUCAGCCACCUUCGAGGAUUUCCAGAUCCGUCCGCAUGCUCUCACUGUGCACUCGUACCGCGCACCAGCUUUCUGUGACCACUGUGGGGAGAUGCUGUUUGGCCUUGUGCGCCAGGGCCUCAAGUGCGAUGGCUGCGGGCUGAAUUACCACAAACGCUGCGCCUUCAGCAUCCCGAACAACUGCAGUGGCGCUCGGAAGCGCAGACUGUCAUCCACGUCUCUGGCCAGUGGCCAUUCUGUGCGUCUCGGCAGCUCCGAGUCCCUACCCUGCACCGCCGAAGAGCUGAGCCGUAGCACCACCGACCUCCUUCCUCGCCGACCACCCUCGUCGUCGUCCUCCUCCUCUUCCUCUUCCUUCUACACAGGCCGACCCAUUGAGCUGGACAAGAUGCUGAUGUCCAAGGUCAAGGUGCCACACACCUUCCUUAUACAUAGCUACACACGGCCCACCGUUUGCCAGGCUUGCAAGAAACUGCUCAAGGGUCUCUUCCGCCAGGGCCUGCAGUGCAAAGACUGCAAGUUUAACUGUCACAAACGCUGUGCUACCCGAGUCCCUAAUGACUGCCUGGGGGAGGCGCUCAUCAAUGGAGAUGUGCCCAUGGAAGAAGCUGCUGAUUACAGUGAGGCUGAUAAGAGCUCCCUCUCAGAUGAGUUGGAGGACUCUGGUGUCAUCCCAGGCUCCCAUGCAGAGAAUGCUCUCCAUGCCAGUGAGGAAGAGGAAGGCGAGGGAGGCAAGGCCCAGAGCUCGCUGGGCUACAUCCCCCUGAUGCGUGUGGUACAGUCUGUGCGACACACGACCCGGAAAUCCAGCACCACCCUGCGGGAGGGCUGGGUGGUCCAUUACAGCAACAAGGACACACUGAGGAAGCGGCACUACUGGCGCCUAGACUGCAAAUGCAUUACCCUCUUCCAGAACAACACGACCAACAGAUACUACAAGGAGAUCCCGCUGUCUGAAAUCCUCGCAGUGGAGCCGGCUCAGAACUUCAGCCUCGUACCUCCGGGCACCAACCCACACUGCUUUGAGAUCAUCACCGCCAAUGUCACCUACUUUGUGGGCGAGACACCUGGCGGGGCCCCGGGAGGGCCGAGCGGGCAGGGAACAGAGGCUGCCCGGGGUUGGGAGACAGCCAUCCGCCAGGCACUGAUGCCUGUUAUCCUCCAAGAUGCACCCAGUGCCCCAGGCCACACACCACACAGACAAGCUUCUCUGAGCAUCUCUGUGUCCAACAGUCAGAUCCAAGAGAACGUGGACAUCGCCACUGUCUACCAGAUCUUCCCCGAUGAGGUGCUGGGCUCUGGACAGUUUGGAGUGGUCUAUGGAGGAAAACACAGGAAGACUGGCAGAGAUGUUGCAGUAAAGGUCAUUGACAAACUACGCUUCCCCACCAAGCAGGAGAGCCAGCUCAGGAAUGAAGUGGCCAUCCUCCAGAGCCUGCGGCACCCCGGGAUUGUGAACCUCGAGUGCAUGUUUGAGACCCCUGAGAAGGUAUUCGUGGUGAUGGAGAAACUGCAUGGGGACAUGUUGGAGAUGAUCCUCUCCAGUGAGAAGGGCCGGCUUCCUGAGCGCCUCACCAAGUUCCUUAUCACGCAGAUUCUGGUGGCACUGAGACACCUACACUUCAAGAACAUCGUCCACUGUGACUUGAAACCAGAGAAUGUGUUACUGGCAUCAGCCGAUCCGUUUCCUCAGGUGAAGCUAUGUGACUUCGGCUUCGCUCGCAUCAUCGGUGAGAAGUCCUUCCGGCGCUCAGUGGUGGGCACGCCCGCCUACCUGGCACCUGAGGUACUGCUCAACCAGGGUUACAACCGCUCGCUGGACAUGUGGUCCGUGGGUGUGAUCAUGUAUGUGAGCCUCAGUGGCACGUUUCCCUUCAAUGAGGACGAGGACAUCAAUGACCAGAUACAGAAUGCAGCCUUUAUGUACCCGGCCAGCCCCUGGAGCCACAUCUCAUCUGGAGCCAUCGACCUCAUCAACAACCUGUUGCAGGUGAAGAUGCGCAAGCGCUACAGCGUGGACAAGUCUCUCAGCCACCCAUGGUUACAGGAGUACCAGACGUGGCUUGACCUCCGAGAGCUAGAGGGAAAGAUGGGCGAGCGAUAUAUCACCCAUGAGAGCGACGACGCACGCUGGGAUCAGUUUGUAUCAGAGCGCCAUGGGACGCCUGCAGAAGGGGACCUGGGUGGCGCCUGUCUGCCACAGGACCAUGAGAUGCAGGGGCUGGCUGAGCGGAUCAGCAUCCUCUGAGGCCAGUGUUCCCCGCUGGGCUGCUUGCUUUCUUUGGAGUCCUGCACAUCAUCCUAAAAGUGAACUGUUCUAGAGGAAGCAGCUUUCUGCACAGACUGAAUGAGGCAUUAUGCAGGAGGGCCAGGGCUCUCUCUCUUUCCCGUCACUGAAAUAGACUGUUCCCAGGGCAAUGAUUUUAGUCUCUGAUGCCCCAAUCUUGGAGUGAUAAGGCUGGAGAGUUGGUUCUGUGGGUAAAGGCGCUUGCCACCAAGCCUAACAAGUUGAGUUUGAUUCCUGGGAUGAACCUCUUUGGAGAAUUGACUGCCGUUUGCCCCCUGACCACCACAUGUGCACACACAAACACAGACAAUAAAUGUAUUUUCUUUUUUAACAAA